This is a messenger RNA of Striga asiatica, 3854 nucleotides long. The record is from the annotation of a GenBank genome assembly. NCBI's taxonomy places the organism in Eukaryota, Viridiplantae, Streptophyta, Magnoliopsida, Lamiales, Orobanchaceae.
AUGGAAGUGAAUAACGGGCCGGAGGUGUUUUCGAGAUUGGCCCGUGAAGAGGACGACGAAGAGGCUCUCAAGUGGGCCACGCUCGAGAAGCUUCCCACUUUUGACCGUCUUAGGAAGGGCCUUUUGUUCAAUUUGAGAAGGGCUGCCAACGAGGUCGACGUCCAAAAUCUCGAAAUUCAAGAGAGGGAAAUAUCAAGCAAUAUUCUUCAUAUGCUUCCAAGCAAGAAGAAGCCAUUGACAAUCUUAAACAGUGUUAGUGGAAUCAUAAAGCCUGGGCGCAUGACCCUUCUACUAGGCCCUCCAAGUUCUGGAAAGACCACAAUUUUGUUGGCUAUGGCUGGGCUGCUUGAUCCUCAAUUGAAGGCAGCUGCCAUAGAAGGUCAAGAAGGUAGCAUUGUGAUUGAUUAUGUUCUCAAGAUAUUGGGAUUGGACGUUUGUGCUGAUACCGUUGUAGGAGAUGAAAAGAUUAGGGGCAUCUCUGGUGGGCAACGAAAGCGUGUAACCACUGGUGAGAUGCUCGUGGGACCUUCAAAAGUGCUUUUCAUGGACGAGAUAUCAACUGGGCUGGACAGCUCAACUACCUUCCAUGUCGUGAACUCGAUCAGACAGUUUGCCCACAUCAUGAAAGGGACUGUUCUGAUUUCACUCCUGCAGCCGGAGCCUGAGACGUACGAUCUGUUUGACGAUAUAAUUCUUAUAUCUGAAGGGCAGAUUGUUUAUGCGGGCCCACGCGAGUUUGUGCUCGAGUUCUUCCAGUCCAUGGGUUUCAAAUGUCCUGAGAGAAAAGGGAUUGCUGACUUCUUGCAAGAAGUAACAUCCAAGAAAGACCAGCAGCAAUAUUUUGCAGACGAGGAUAGGCAUUACAGGUUUAUUACGGUUAAGGAAUUUUCCGAGGCAUUCACGUUGUUUCAUGUGGGCCAGGGACUGACGGCCGAGAUAGCAAUCCCGUUUGACAAGAAUAAAAGCCAUCCGGCUGCUUUAACAACAAAAGAAUAUGGUGUCAGCAAAAAGGAGCUCAUGAAAGCUUCAAUGACACUUUUCCUUCGAGUUGAGAUGCACCACCGCAGCCUAUCUGAUGGAAGAGUAUUUGCCGGCGCCUUAAUUUACGCUGUUACCACUGUCCUUUUUAAUGGCAUGGCUGAGAUAGCAUUGACCAUUCAGAAGCUUCCAGUCUUCUACAAGCAAAGGAAUUUGUUCUUUUACCCCGGGUGGACUUAUGCUCUUCCCCUUUGGAUAACGAAAAUACCGUUCAGCAUUGUUGAAGUGGGCGCCUUCACGAUACUCACUUACUAUGGCAUUGGAUUUGAUCCCAAUUUCGGAAGAUUUAUCAAGUAUUUCUUGCUGCUCUUAUUUGAAAUUCAAGCGGCAUCCUCAGUGUUCCGGUUGAUUGGUGCAGUGGGUAGGAACAUGGUAAUAGCCAACACAUUCGGGUUCUUUGUUUUGCUUCUAGGUUUUGCACUAAGCGGUUUUGUCAUUUCGAGAGAUAGUAUAAAGACGUGGUGGAUAUGGGGCUACUAUAUCUCCCCCAUGAUGUACGCGCAGAAUGCAAUUUUGGUGAAUGAAUUCAGAAGUCACAGCUGGAGACACGUAUCACCAAGCUCGGAUAUAACUCUUGGAGAGGAGGUUUUGAAAUCUUUCGGAUAUUUUACGAGCGCAGACUGGUACUGGAUUGGAAUAGGAGCAUUAUUAGGCAUGAUAAUUAUAUUCAACGUCUUGUCUGUUAUCGCUCUAACUUAUCUCAACUCUCUAGGAAAACCUCAAGCCGUACUGCCAGAAAAUGAGAAUGAGGCCUUAACUGCACAAAAUGGGAGAGCAGAUCGAAAGAAGAGGCAAGUUGUUCUUCCUUUCGAACCACAUUCCAUAGUGUUUGACGAGAUCAAGUACUCUGUUGACAUGCGACAGGAAAUGAUACACCAAGGAGCUACCGAGGACCGAUUAACACUCCUGAAGGGUGUGAGUGGUGUUUUCAGGCCAGGGGUACUAACUGCUCUUAUGGGAGUCAGUGGGGCUGGCAAAACCACACUCAUGGAUGUGUUGGCUGGUCGGAAAACGAGCGGAUAUAUCGAAGGAACUAUCAAGGUCUCUGGCUAUCCGAAAAGGCAGGAGACAUUUGCUCGUAUAUCUGGAUACUGUGAACAGAAUGAUAUUCAUUCGCCUUGUAUUACGAUUUACGAGGCAUUGCUUUUCUCGGCUUGGCUACGUUUGCCGUCUGAAGUGGAUGCUGAAACCAGAAAGGCAUUUGUAGAGAAUGUGAUGGAACUCGUAGAACUCUCUCCACUAAGAGGAGGCCUAGUCGGUUUACCAGGGGUAAAUGGUCUCUCUACCGAGCAGAGGAAGAGGCUUACAAUAGCAGUCGAGCUCGUUGCAAACCCAUCCAUAAUUUUUAUGGACGAGCCAACUUCGGGCCUUGAUGCACGGGCUGCUGCAAUCGUGAUGAGAACAGUUAGGAACACAGUCGACACAGGAAGAACACUGUUUUUGAUGAAGAGAGGGGGGGAAGCGAUAUAUGUAGGGCCAGUUGGCAGACAUUCGUGCAAUUUGAUUGAGUACUUUGAGGUGAGCUUUUCUGUCACGAGGUUUGAUAUUGGUAUAAAAGGAGUUAAAAAGAUCAGGGAUGGCUAUAACCCAGCAACCUGGAUGCUCGAGGUUACAUCCUCAGCUCAAGAAACGAUCUUAGGUGUUGACUUUGCUGAAUUUUACAAACAUUCAGAACUUUGCAGGAGAAAUAAAGCGCUCAUAAGUGAGCUAAGCACACCUCCUCCUGGCUCAAAGGACCUCCACUUAGAAACUCAGUAUUCUCAGUCUUUUUUCACUCAGUGCAUUGCAUGCUUAUGGAAACAACACUGGUCAUAUUGGCGGAAUCCUCUUUAUUCUGCUGUACGAAUUUUGUAUACAGUGUUUUUGGCCCUCAUGUUUGGGUCCAUGUUCUGGGAUCUUGGCAAGAAAUUGGAUAAUCAGCAAGAUAUCUUUAAUGCAAUGGGCUCCAUGUAUGCCUCUGUUCUCUUUCUGGGUAUGCAGAUUGCCUCAUCUGUACAGCCUGUGGUGUCUGUUGAACGAGCUGUUUUUUACCGAGAAAGGGCCGCGGGCUUGUACUCUGCCUUACCAUUUGCAUUCGGACAGGCUUUGAUCGAGGUCCCUUACGCUUUUGCUCAGGCCAUAAUAUAUGGGACCAUUGUGUACAUAACGAUUGGUUUCGAGUGGACGGCUGCCAAAUACUUUUGGUACAUAUUUUUCAUGUUCUUUUCGCUGCUCUACUUCAUCUUCUACGGCAUGAUAGCCGUGGCUAUCACCCCAAAUCACCACAUUGCCAACAUCAUAUCCUACUCGUUUUAUGCCUUAUGGAACCUUUUCUCGGGAUUUGUGAUACCAAUGCCGAGGACACCUGUGUGGUGGAGAUGGUUCCAUUGGGUGAAUCCCCUGGCAUGGACACUUUAUGGCUUGGUUGCAUCACAGUUUGGAGAUGUUAAAGAGGAGUUAGACUCGAAGCAAACUGUUGAGGAAUUUGUGAGGAGUUACUUUGGGUUCAGACACGAUUUUAUUGGUGUGGUUGCUGUUGUUAUUACCGGAUUUGGAGUUGUUUUCGGCUUGGGUUUCGCAUUUGCAGUAAGAUCAUUCAAUUUCCAAAAGCGAUAGAUAUGUUUUUCUCUAGCUUCUUUUUCUGUGUGUUUUGUAAAGAGUUAUAUGAAACUUUAUUCCGUACCAGUAAAAUAGAUGUUUGUGCUUUUAGGAUGUAUGUACUCAGUGACGUUAUAAAGAGAAAAUGCAUGGAAUUCCGGAAGAAAACGAUAUUUGAUCCUUAACAGAAAUGAAAUAAAAGCUGAGCAAGAAAAUUGUGUACAUAAAAUAUUAAUUAA